Acanthosepion pharaonis is the source of this 1269-nucleotide messenger RNA. NCBI's taxonomy places the organism in Eukaryota, Metazoa, Mollusca, Cephalopoda, Sepiida, Sepiidae. The record is from the annotation of a GenBank genome assembly.
AUGUCAAGAUUUUUGGGAAAUCUCUUUACUUUAUUCGUACCCUUCUGUUUCUUGUUGUCUAUAACAGCCGGUCAUCCAGAAGAGGAGAAUGAUGAUGCAAAAGAAAAAUUGUUACUUACUGUUGUGAGAAUAGAACAAGAGUAUGCUCAUCUCAAUACAGAGGUGUACAGAUCAAAUGUUGUUCAUUUUGUUACAGGCAUACCUUUAACAACACAAGUGGAUAAAAAAGUAUUCAAAGAAAGCCAUCACCAUAAAAAUUUUCCAGUGCCAGAAGCCAUUCAUGAAAGUCAAGUUACUGAUAUUUUUCAGAUUGGUUCCCUCUGUCACAUCAGCAAGAUGGGCUGCCAACAUUGGAUUGAAUAUAAACGAUUGUUUAUGAUCUCAAACUUCUUGUUAGUAACAAUGCUUCUUUGCCUGACUUCCUUUUUUCUGCCCUAUUGGUACAUUGUGGACUUUUAUCCUCAACAAAAUAAAACAGUUACUACCACCAGACCAGCCAUUUCCAUCAACCAGCCAACCACAACCACUGUCAGUACUAUCUCCAGCUCUACCCCACUCAGCACAACUUCAAAUAUCUUUGGUCGAAGAAGAAAACGAGAAGCACUAUUUGAGCAAAUAUUUAGAAAGAACUUUUUGAGUCGAAGGAAGAGGCAGGCAAUUAAUCGAGGCAAAAUAUUUGAUGACCUUGUUAUUCCCAAGGUUCAUGUUGGUCUUUUCUAUAUGCUGUAUCCUUAUGCUGACUUCAUGAAACUUGAAAUUCUGAAUACCAAGAUGGUGUCUCUUAUUCACCUGGAAAAGAACUCUCCAGAUUUUGUGGUUCCAAAAAUAAUGUAUAUAGCACAAAUAUUCUAUUCAUUUGGAAUGUUGGGUUUGACAAUAAGUACUGCAACUAUUUUCAUCUUGGCCUGUCGUAAGUACAGUUCUGUAGUUGGGGAAAUUGCCCUUGGUGGAACUCUAAUGUUUUCAACUCUCAUGUUAAUUGUGGGUGUUAUCCUGGCAGGCAUCCACAAAGAAGGUCCUCUUUUUGCCAUUUUAUGUACAGUGCUUACCUGGUCACAAGCCUGUUCCACUUGCAUGGAUGUUGAAGAAAUUCGCAAGCAACAAAUGAAAGAGAUUAUUGCACCUGACAUAGCAUACCAACCUUUGGUUACUGAAAAUCCUUACAAAACAGGUCAUGACAACAGGAACCUGAGUCCAGAUACCAAUAUUAUGAGAGCUCAUCAGGAAAAGGCCAGGGAAGCUGGUAUAAGUGAAGAAUUUUCCAUUUAA